GAGCGCAUCACGCAUAUCCAGAGACACAAGAAUCCGCUGUUGGUGCAUCAAUCGUUGAGGAUGGUAAUUUAUUCAAAGCUAUAUUUUUUUCAAACUCAACAAACUAUUCAGCUAAACCUCUUUCUAAUUACCAACGUGUCACAUAAAACACUCCAAAACGCAAAUGGUGAUGAUGAUGUUGUAUUUGAGGAGGACGAGGAAGAGGACGAGGAUUAUCUAUUUGCGGGACAAGAAGAAGAAGACGAAGUCGACGUGGAAAUCAACCUUGACGAUGAAGAUAACGGUGUGCCAGAUGUGUUGAAUCCUUAUGACGUGGUCUAUGCCAAUGUUCCAUCUGAAACACAUAAGUUAGAGGCGGUGGAGAAUUGCAAGCACUGCAAUGCUAAGAAGUUUGCGCACAAAACUCCAGGGUUUUGUUGUCGUAGUGGGCAGAUACAUUUAUCCACCCCCGACACACCGCCUGAGCUUAUGAGGCUGUGGACAGCUUCAGAUGCUGAUGCAAGGCACUUCCGUUCUAACAUCAGAUUCUUCAACGGUCAUUUCUCAUUUACUUCGCUAUAUUGUCACCUUGAUCGCAUGACCACGAACAUGCGUAAUGGAGGUGUGUAUACGUUCCGUGCCUAUGGUCAAAUUUACCACAAUUUACGUUCAUUUGGUAAAGAGGAGGGUGCUGAACCAAGACAUCUUGAGUUGUAUUUCCAUGAUGAUGAUCCUUCGCUCGAGCUUCGUUAUCGAAGAUGUCGAGAGGAAUGCUUAAGGAAAGACAAGGAAGUCAUCGAUAGGUUGGUUGCGAUCAUGCGGGGCAGCCCAUACUCUGAGCAUUUUAGGACUUUGGGUGCAGUUGAUGAUCUGGAGGAUUAUCAUGUGGAAUUAAAUCUUGACCAAAGGUUGGACCAGCGAACCUACAAUGUACCUAUCACAUCAGAGGUUGCUGCAGUUUGGAUAGAGGGUAGCAAGCGUCAUGGGCAGUUCGAGCAUAGCGUUGUGAGCUUGGGUGGCACAAUUGCAUCUCAAAGGUGGGAGUCACAGCGGAUCAAGUAA
Messenger RNA from Panicum virgatum (switchgrass), 1041 nucleotides. RefSeq lists its product as uncharacterized. The record is from RefSeq and is a predicted model, not a curated record. Bases 61 to 1041 code for a protein of 326 amino acids. The transcript has 3 exons. Lineage: Eukaryota; Viridiplantae; Streptophyta; Magnoliopsida; Poales; Poaceae.